UGGGUGAUGGAGGAAGGAGGGUUGAGGGUGGUCGGCUAUGGUGGACGGGUGUGGGUGAUGGAGGAGGGAGAAGGGUUGGGGGUGGUUGGCUAUGGUGGACGGGUGUGGGUGAUGGAGGAAGAAGAAGGGUUGGAGGUGCUCGGCUAUGGUGGACGGGUGUGGGUGAUGGAGGAAGAAGAAGGGUUGGAGGUGGCCGGCUAUGGCGGACGGGUGUGGGUGAUGGAGGAGGAAGAAAGGUUGGGGGUGGUCGGCUAUGGUGGACGGGUGUGGGUGAUGGAGGAGGAAGAAGGGUUGGGGGUGGUUGGCCAUGGUGGACGGGUGUGGGCGAUGGAGGAGGGAAAAGGGUUGGAGGUGGUCGGCUAUGGUGGAUGGGUGUGGGUGAUGGAGGAAGAARAAGGGUCGGAGGUGGUCGGCUAUGGUGGACGGGUGUGGGUGGUGGAGGACGAAGAACGAUUAGGGGUGGUUGGCUAUGGUGGACGGGUGUGGGUGUCGGAAGAGGGAGUGGGUGAUGGAGGAGGAAGAAGGGUUGAGGGUGGUCGGCUAUGGUGGACGGGUGUAGGUGAUGGAGGARGAAGAAGGGUUGGAGGUGGUCGGCUAUGGUGGACGGGUGUGGGUGAUGGAGGAAGAAGAAGGGUUGAAGGUGGUCGGCUAUGGUGGACGGGUGUGGGUGAUGGAGGAAGAAGAAGGGUUGGAGGUGGUCGGUUAUGGUGGACGGGUGUGAGUGAUGGAGGAAGAAGAAGGGUUGGAGGUGGUCGGCUAUGGUGGACGGGUGUGGGUGAUGGAGGAGGAAGGAGGGUUGAAGGUGGUCGGCUAUGGUGGGCGGGUGUGAGUGAAGGAGGAGGAAGAAGGGUUGGGGGUGCUCCGACUAUGGAGGAUGGACGUGAAAGAAGGCACGUUGUAUGUAUCCUAACUCCUAGCCACGCGCCUCCGCUUUCUACUUCGGGUGCCUGGCUGGCCCAUAUCACUUUCGGAAGUCACCAGUCACAACAAAAAUGGGGAAGGGACUGAACUGCAGCCCACACACACACACACACACACAUACACUGAAUGUCACCAGGUACAGCAAGGGGUAAAGGUGGACUGCACAAG
Messenger RNA from Chara braunii, 1089 nucleotides. The record is from the annotation of a GenBank genome assembly. Lineage: Eukaryota; Viridiplantae; Streptophyta; Charophyceae; Charales; Characeae.